AUGAAGGAACGUUCACAGGAUCAACCACCUGGUCAGUCGUUCUCCUACCCACGUCCUGAAGAGGAUUCCGCGGAGAAUGAACCCGCUUGGAAACCGGUAAAAUCUAUCAACUCGAACACCGUGAUGGUUUGGCGUGUAAAUAAAUUUAAACUGGAAACGGUGAAACCAGACAAUCACGGUCGCUUUUUCAGUGGUGAUUCCUACGUCAUCCUGAAGGUGGAUAAAGUCGGCAACGAGUUGGUCUAUGACGUGUUCUUUUGGAUCGGCAAAGAUAGCACGCAAGAUGAAUACGGAACGGCUGCGUACAAAACGGUUGAACUGGACAGUCUGUUGGACGACAAGGCCACCCAACAUCGUGAAGUCGAUGGUUUUGAGUCUGACACGUUUAAAAAGUGUUUUACUCGUUUAGAAAAACUGGACGGUGGCUACGAGUCCGGUUUCAACAAAGUCAAACCGGAGGAGUUCAAGAAACGCUUGCGUGUGUUCCACGGCGUGGAUAUCAACCAUAUUGAAUUGUCCGAAGUGUCUUUCUCUCGCAAAUCGCUCAACUCGGAUGAUGUGUUCAUUCUUGAUUUGGGCACCAAAAUGUACCAAUGGAAUGGGAAGAAUGCAAGCAAAGACGAACGUUUCCGAUCGGAAUUCCUCUCUCACCUGCCGGAUGCUCCCGUCCCAGAGAAACCGCAACAGGAGAUUGGUCAGAAAGCAAUUUACAGAUUGUCUGACGAAUCAGGCAAACUCGAAUUGACACUGGUUUGUAACGAAAUUCUGGACAAGAAGGCGCUCACCGAAGACGAUCCGUAUAUUAUCGAUACCGGCUCGGCUCUAUUUGUCUAUCUGGGUGAUAAAUGUUCCCGCAAAGAGAAGCACAAUGCUUUGCCAUGGGCUCAUGAUUACCUGAAGAAAACCACUCACCCGUUGAUCCCGAUCACCGUGGUUUCCGGUGGACGUAAAUCGAAAGAAAUGGAUAAAAUCUGGGGCUAA
Messenger RNA from Echinostoma caproni, 981 nucleotides. The record is from the annotation of a GenBank genome assembly. NCBI's taxonomy places the organism in Eukaryota, Metazoa, Platyhelminthes, Trematoda, Plagiorchiida, Echinostomatidae.